AUGGGGACUUCAACAUCCGACGCCUCUGCUAGAGGUGAGUCGAAGUCCCCGAAGCAGUCAAAGAAAUCCCCUCCCAAACCAGAUGCUCCGACCGACGCAAAAGCCGAACCGUCCGUGAAACCAGAGGUCGCGUCCAAUGCCGAAGCCGCAAAACCCCUUGCGCCUCCUCCUCGACCCGACCAACAACAAGGUACCGACACUCCUGACUACUUCGCGGCCACGGUCGGCGGAUCCCUCAGUCUGGAGCCCAAUCCCUUUGAGCAGUCCUUCGGGGGUGCGCCAGAGACACCAGGAGGCACCAAGUUGCCUUCGGUCGCCGCCUUAACGUCCCCUUCGUCCCUCCUGCCCGGCCCCAACGCGACACCAUUUAACUGGGGUGGAGGCUCGCUGCGGACUGGCCCUCUGAGCCCAGCCAUGCUUUCUGGUCCUGCCAAUGACUACUUUGGUGACACUCAUCUACGCGGCGGCUUUCCUACACCCAACGAGUCCUCUUUGAGGACGGGCUUGACUCCAGGCGGCAGCGGGUCUAUGUUCCCUGCGCCCAGCCCCAACUCCCAAGCCCUCUUUGCCCAGCUUGCCAGCGGAGGCGCGACGCCGAGCACCAUCGAUUUCCAUCGCACUGCUAUGAGCGCGGCUGCCAAGAGAGACCAAGCAAACGGAGUUCAGCGGCCUUCUGGACAAUCCCAACAACCUCCUCAGCAGCAACCGCCCCUCCGGCCCUUUGAUCCUCACGACAACGACGCUGCCAACGGCCUCUUCAUGCUUGCCCAGGGCAGGAACGGAGCCCAAUCCACAAAUCAAUUUGCUGUCGCUCCGGGCGCAGCUAGUCACGCACAUCCAGUUCCCGUUGUCCCCCAGGGUAUGAAUACCUCGCCACAGAUGUCGAGCACCAAUGGUGGCUCGAUCGCCUCCGCUCGGGGUAUGAGCGAAGUUAGUAUGGCCUCGGACGAUAGUGACCAGGCCCGACCUAAUACACGAGGCAAGGGCAAGAAGAACCCGCCCUCCACAAACGGUCGAAGAAAGGCCGAUGAGGCUCCUGCAAAGGCACCCCCGAGCAAGAAGGCCAAGUCUAAUAACGGGCCCAUGCCUAUGUCCAUGCCUGAUGACAUGGAUAUGUCCGACGACGAGUCCAACAUGAAGUAUGAUGAAAACGGAACCAAAACUAAGAUGACAGAUGAGGAGAAGCGCAAGAACUUCCUUGAGCGAAACCGUGUGGCUGCUCUAAAGUGCCGUCAAAGAAAGAAGCAGUGGCUUGCCAACCUGCAGACCAAGGUGGAGAUGUUCAGCACAGAAAACGAUGCUCUGUCUGCGCAAAUCACGCAGCUGAGAGAGGAAGUUGUCAACCUGAAGACACUCCUCCUCGCACACAAGGACUGCCCAGUUACGCAACAGCAAGGUCUCCACAGUGCUUUUAUGUCUCAGGUUGUCGAGCCCUUCAACCCUCAGAUGAAUCCUUAUGGCAUGGGUGCGCCAAUGCCAAAUCAACCGGUCAUGGCUGGCCAGGGUGUCCAACGACGUUUCUCAUAG
Molecule: messenger RNA, 1527 nt
Organism: Ilyonectria robusta
Lineage: Eukaryota; Fungi; Ascomycota; Sordariomycetes; Hypocreales; Nectriaceae
Product: Aft1 HRA domain-containing protein
Exons: 4
Coding region: 1-1527 (508 amino acids)
Biological process (GO): regulation of transcription by RNA polymerase II
Molecular function (GO): RNA polymerase II cis-regulatory region sequence-specific DNA binding; DNA-binding transcription factor activity, RNA polymerase II-specific
Source: RefSeq, a predicted model, not a curated record